AUGGCUAAAACUCUGCUCCAGAAUUACCUCGACUGGAACGAUCCAGGUAAUCUCGGUAAGAACCUAAAAUCGUUCAUAGACAUCUUGGGAGACUUCUAUUUUACAGCUCCCUCCAUUUUCUUCGCUGACCAUCACGCCAAGUCAAACAGCAAUACUUACAUGUACCGUUUCACACUGAACCCCUCCCUGCGGAGCCUGGUGUACGACCCCCCUGAGUACCCGGGCAAAGUCGGUGCUGACCACGGAGAUGAGCUUCCUUUCGUCUUCGGCUACCCGCUCCUAGAGGAAGGACUCACACCAGACGCCAGCCAAGUGGACAAAGAACUUUCCUAUGACAUGAUCCGCUAUUGGACAAACUUUGCACGCUUUGGCAUAGAGAUGGUAUCGUGCAAGGGGGCCCAGAACUGGAAGGAGCAGAUGCGCAGUCUAAGGAUUCACCAAAAGGCUCACGUAAAAGUAGGUGAAGGACUUGUUGAUGUCUAUACCAAUAUCCCGUACGCCAAACCUCCGGUGGGCGAACUCCGAUUUCAGCAUCCGGAGUUGCCGGAGCCUUGGCAGGGAAUACGUGAUGGAACCGUCACUCCUCCGGCUUGUAUCCAGCCAAUUUCCCCAGAGGUAUCCUUGUUACAAGAUCUCACUGAUGUGAGUGAGGACUGUCUGUAUUUGAGAAUUCACGCUCCCAGAGAAGAAAACAAAACUGACCUGCUGCCCGUCUUGGUGUUCAUAGACGGGAAAGACUUCCGUCACGCUGAUGGUGUACACUUAGACCUCUCUAACUUGGCCGCUUUCGGGAAAAUGGUCGUUGUUACGCUAAAUUACAGGUUAGGAUCUCUGGGCUUCUUCAGCACAGGUCUCAAUACUGAUGUGACCGGUAACUACGGGCUUGGGGACAUUAUAUCCGCACUCACAUGGGUGCAGAAAAAUAUCGCAAACUUCGGCGGCGACCCUGAGAGGGUGACGUUAGGUGGUCAGGAAUCAGGGGCAAUCAGCGCUCAUAUCUUGCUCUUCGUGCCCCAGUCCGAAGGUCUCUUCCACCAGAUGCUGUCUUUUGGAGGGUCAGCCUUACAACCGUCAGCUGUUGACUAUAUUGAAGGACGGCUGGAAAAAGUAAAGACUUUCAUUGAAGAUGUGGGCUGUCCAACCCUACCUUAUCAAGCCAUGAUGACAUGUCUCUAUUCCAAACCGGCUCACGUUUUUGCCACUCAAAACCUAACUCACAUGCCAGACGUUAACUUUGGUCCCGUCAUAGAUAGAGUGUUCAUCACUGACGACAUGACGAAGUUAGCCGAGGACAAAGGUUCCAUCAUGUGGACGCUUUGUUUGGCUACGACGAAGACUACAUGA
Messenger RNA from Liolophura sinensis, 1344 nucleotides. Its product is annotated as pyrethroid hydrolase Ces2e-like. The coding region runs from base 1 to 1344 and encodes 447 amino acids. The transcript is spliced from 3 exons. The record is from RefSeq and is a predicted model, not a curated record. NCBI's taxonomy places the organism in Eukaryota, Metazoa, Mollusca, Polyplacophora, Chitonida, Chitonidae.